Aureobasidium melanogenum CBS 110374 is the source of this 1515-nucleotide messenger RNA. RefSeq names its product phoma betae P450 monooxygenase No.2. The transcript has 5 exons. The coding region runs from base 1 to 1515 and encodes 504 amino acids. Gene Ontology annotation, molecular function: oxidoreductase activity, acting on paired donors, with incorporation or reduction of molecular oxygen; monooxygenase activity; heme binding. The record is from RefSeq and is a predicted model, not a curated record. NCBI's taxonomy places the organism in Eukaryota, Fungi, Ascomycota, Dothideomycetes, Dothideales, Saccotheciaceae.
AUGGAAGCAACAACUUUCAACGCGACAGAAGCCCUUGAGGGCUUCACUACCUCUCACCUCUCUGGCCCUUCUAUGCCCUUCUCAUAUUUUCUUCUGCCAUCGUCUACUUCUGCCCUCACUGUGUUUGUUGGUGCCAUUGCUCUAUACUGGUAUCUAGUCACUCUCGGCAGAAAGAGUCGACCCUACAUUUACGGCAACUACGACUACCCACUUAUUCGUGAGGGAUACGCGAAGUACAAAGAUAACUUUUUCAAGGUUUCGGGCAACGAUCUCCUCAUAGUUCCCAACAAAUACUUGCCCGAGCUUGCAAGCAUGCCUCCGGAGAAACUCAGUCUCAACACUGCGAUUGUUGAUGCUUUCCAGCGUCUUCAUUCAAUUACCGCUGUAAUCACUGAUCACAGUCUGCAGACACGCAUGAUCGUGUCACGUCUUACACCGAAACUCGGAGUGCAUGUUCCCUUUGUUCAAGAGCAGUUCCGCAAAUACCUGCCAACCGAGCUGCCAGCAACAGAGACCAGAUGGACAAGCAUGAAUGCAUUGAACCUCGCCCGCCGCAUGGUCCACAGAGGUGUGGCUACCCAGUUUGUCAUUGACCUGGCAGAAGACGAGGCCUAUCUGAAGACUGCCAUUGAUUACUCGGAGAAUGGAUUCCUGCACAACUUCAUGUUGCGCGUAUUUCCUGAUUUGGCCAAGCCUUUCGUUGCCUGGUUCCUUCCUACAAGCUGGGGUGUGGACAGAGCACUCAAAAGAGCAAGACGUAUGAUCAUCCCGAUCAUCGCCGAGCGCAGAAGGCGCGAACAAGACGACCGAAAGUAUGAGAAACCUGAAGAUUUCUUGCAAAAUCUGAUGGAUGGCGGUGUCGAGCUCAACGACAGCCCAGAGACUACAGUACAGCGUUUGAUGGUCACAUACCUUGGCGCCGGCCCAUCGACCGUGAUUGCUGUAGCUCAAGUCUUGUUCGAUCUCUGUGCCCACCCGGAAUAUGUUGAGCCACUGAGACAAGAAGCCUUGAGCGUACUUCGCGAGAAGGGCUACACCAAGCAAGCUUUAGCCGAUAUACUCAGUCCACCUAUCCUUCUGGGAUUCAAUGCCAUCGUGCGUCAACCUCUCACACUUCACGACGGCACUGUCCUACCCGAUGGCGCCCACAUCCAGAUGGCAACAUAUGCAAUCGGCACAGAUCCCGAGCGAGUUGAAGACCCCGAGAAAUUCGAUGGGCUGCGACAGUACAAUAACAGGAAGCGCCCCGGCGAGAGCAACUGGCAUCAGUUCACCACCACGAGCGAGAACAACCUGCACUUCGGCCACGGCAAGAUUGUUUGUCCUGGCAGGUUCUUCGCCGACCACUCCAUGAAGAUGAUUGUCAGCAACAUUAUUCUCAGGUAUCACCUCCGCUUCCCAGGUGGAUCGACACAGAGACCAUCGAACACGAGCAUGUACGAUGUGUUGAUCCCUGAUCUGAGCACUUGCAUCGAAUUCAAGCUGAGAGAGGAUGCUGCCGAAUGCAACUUUUAA